Messenger RNA from Rhinolophus ferrumequinum (greater horseshoe bat), 3914 nucleotides. RefSeq names its product MAX dimerization protein 4 (gene MXD4). Bases 151 to 780 code for a protein of 209 amino acids. Lineage: Eukaryota; Metazoa; Chordata; Mammalia; Chiroptera; Rhinolophidae. Gene Ontology annotation, biological process: regulation of transcription by RNA polymerase II. The transcript is spliced from 6 exons. The record is from RefSeq and is a predicted model, not a curated record. Gene Ontology annotation, molecular function: RNA polymerase II cis-regulatory region sequence-specific DNA binding; DNA-binding transcription factor activity, RNA polymerase II-specific; protein dimerization activity.
AGGCGGAGGGUGGCGGCCGAGCGCACAGGGAGUCCGCGGGAGUCGGGGCAGUGGGGCCGCCGGGCGCGCGGGGCAGGCGGCGAGCGGAGCCGGCCGGAGUGGGCCGGGCAGCGGCCGCCGCCGUCCCGGAGCGCAAGGGCGGGCCGGAGGAUGGAGCUGAACUCCUUGUUGAUCCUGCUGGAGGCGGCUGAGUACCUGGAGCGCAGGGACCGAGAGGCCGAGCACGGCUACGCCUCGGUGCUGCCCUUCGACGGCGACUUCGCCAGGAAGAAAACAAAGGCGGCCGGCCUGGUGCGCAAGGCCCCGAACAACAGGUCUUCACACAAUGAACUAGAAAAGCACAGACGAGCCAAACUCAGGCUGUACCUGGAGCAGCUCAAGCAGCUGGUGCCCCUGGGCCCCGACAGCACGCGCCACACCACACUGAGCCUCCUGAAGCGCGCCAAGACACACAUCAAGAAACUAGAGGAGCAGGACCGCCGGGCACUGAGCAUCAAGGAGCAGCUGCAGCGGGAGCACCGCUUCCUGAAGAGGCGCCUGGAGCAGCUGUCAGUGCAGAGCUUGGAGCGCGUGCGCACGGACAGCACCGGCUCCGCCGUCUCCACCGACGACUCAGAGCAAGAAGUGGACGUCGAGGGCAUGGAGUUUGGCCCCGGUGAGCUGGACAGUGUUGGCAGCAGCAGUGACGUGGAUGACCACUAUAGCCUGCAGAGUGGCGGCUGCAGCGACGGUGGCUAUGGGCCCCCAUGCCGGCGGCCUGGCUGCCCCGGCCUCUCGUAGGCCCAGUGGUCUCUGCUCCGUGGCCCGCCUGCCCAUCCAGCCAAGUGCAUCAACCCUGCAGCCCUCAAGCCUCUCCGUGGGCCCACUGCUGUGCCAUUCUGGAAGCUCCAGCCACCUCCUGGGCUGCCCACCUCCGCCUGCCUGCCUGUCAAGGUGCACUGUGCCGUCUGCCCCUCCCCGCUGGGCAGGGAUCCCUGCAGGGGGCGGGUCCAGCUCCCACAUCCUGGAGCCCAGCGUAGCCGCCCACGGUUUGUUCUCAGAUUCCUAAUCAUUCCAGAAGUAUUAAAUAUCAUUGCUGCAAACCUCGGCGGGCGCCGUGUAAGGGGCUUAAUGACCACUGCGGGAGCUCAGACCCUAGCCCGGAUCCCAGGAGAAAGGAGUGGACCGAGGAAAGAAGGAAGGAAAAAAGGAAGGAAGGAAGGAAGGAAGGAAAGGAAGGAAGGAAGGAAGGAAGGAAGGAAGGAAGGGAGUGGCUCUCCAUCCGUCCAUCUGCCCAUCUAGGCUCCUGAAGUAUGGACAAAGGGAUCCAUGAAGGGCGGGACUCGGGUGAGCACCCUGGGGCAGGAGGGUGGGGAGGGGCUUUUGCACCCCAUGGGUGUCAGGAGCCAGGGCUGGGCUCCUGGGGCAGGCCAGGGCACCCCACACCCAGCUAGGCAGCUUCUGCUCUGUUAGGUCCCUCAGAUGUACACAUGCACACGCCUAGGCACACCUGCCCGCAUACACAUGCAGACACACAUGGUCACCAGACCCAGGGGUUCCUUGGAACCAGAGGGCACAUGUCCAGGGAUGGUUGGCCUUCAGUGGUCCUCUGGGCAAACUCUGGCCCCUGGCCUGUGCCUGGCUCCCCCUCCCACCCCUGGUCACCUGCCCAGUCUGCACAGGGAAGGGGGCUUCUCUUCCCAGCAGGGGCUGAGGUGUGGCAGGGGCUGGAGAGUUGAGGGAAGUGGGUCCUCAGGAGCUUUCUCAUCCCUUUAAAAAAUAAAUAAAUAAAUAAAUAAUGGCUGCACUGCCUGCCUAGCAACCCAGAGCAGGGCUCCUGGGAGAGAUGCUUUCCCAAAAAACAAAAGAAACGUUUUUAAGAAGAGAAAACAGCUCCAAAGCCUCCCGCUGAGUGCCGUCAGCGUGUGCUGCCGCUUCUAUUUCCUGUACGAGAUUUUUGUACUCUAUUUUCCUAGCAUUGUUGUGUCCUUGUUUGCUAAGGGGUGGGAGCGACCCAGCGUCUCAGGGACUCAUCUAUCUGUCACCAUCGUCCAAGUGUGCCUUGUGUCCGGCGUCUGGCCCCACCCCAACCACACCACCAGCAUCUCCCUCUUGGCUCACGGGAUGCCCUCCACCUGCCCAGCAGGUGUCCUCCUCACCUUCUGCCCAUGGGACAGUCCCUCCCAGCAUCCAUAACUUCCUGGGAGUAAGAGAUUACAGGGCCAGGUCAGGGGCUACACUGGGCCGUGGGGCUGCUUUCUGUCACCUGGCAGGAGGAGCCAUGACCCAGUCGCUGAAAAUGUCAUGUCCCCAGCAGCUUGUGGGAACCUGCUAUGCAGCCUGGCCUCCUGGUGGGGUGAGGGGAGGGGCUGCUAACCAGAGAAAUAGAUUCUCACCUGUACCCAGCUUGAACUCGCCCUGCUCCCCAGGCUGGGGGGCGAGGGCUCUAGAUUUCAUACAUUGGCAGCUGAUGAAGACAGCACACCCUGGGUGGUCAGUCCUGGGCAUUAGGAAGCUUCUGGCCUUUCGUUCCCAAGUCCUUGUUCCAGGGACCACACGCAGUAAGCAAUAUUCGGGGAGUGGACUGACCCAGCAGUGUCUGUCUCCCUCUCUAGUGCAUUGUAACCCAUUUCCAGAUCGUGUUUAUUUUCAGCCAUGCCGAGACACCCCAGGGUAGGUGGCCUAACCCCUGAAAAUAGCUCUGGCACAGAACCUGCCCUGUGUGGGCUCAGGAUGGCAGGUGACGAGCAGGCCUGUGGGGGCAGUGCUCAGAGGAGCUCGGGAGAUUGUCCACACCUCUUGCUGGUGCUUGUAAGGAAAACUGUUCUGUGGGCACCUCCUUCUAGCUACACGAGGGUUCCGGGGGCCCUGUCUGCCUGAGCAUGUCCACUGAGCGUUCCCCGUAUCCUCUGAGCAGGGCAGGAAUACCUGCAGUAAGGGCCUGCUUUAGGAUUCACAGGUCCAGGCAUCUUAAAGCAGCAGCUCCCCACCCCACCCCCAACACCUCCGGCCAGCAGAAUCCUACCCUGUGACCAGCCUUGGCCUUCAACUGACCAUACUGGCAGCUCCACUAUGGCUUUUCAGGCCAUGGUUCCCAUAUGGGCCGGGGAGGUGGCCUCACAGGCCACCUGGGGUGCUGUGGUCCCAGAUGCCCUCUCCACACGGCAGACAUGUGAGAGGUGGUCCUUGGGGCCAGGCUGUGGUGCUAGCACUUACACAUCCAUUCUCGCUCCGUCCAGCUCCUGCCAUUUGCACAGGUUGGCUGUCGCUGGUGGCCAUAGGACCCAGCGGACGGAUUGCUAAGAGCAUCCCUGAGCUGUCAGCUCUGUAGAAAGCAAGACACCAGACAGCACCCUCUCUCCCUGUGCCCUCUUGCCUGUGUGUGCCACUGUAGCAGGCUCAGGUUUGGGUCUCCACGGUCGUCGGGAGGUGACCCGCACUCCAGGUCACACCACGCUGGUAUAGGCCCAGCUGGCUGGGGAGGCUGCAGGAAGGCUCCUCCUUAGAGCCCUGGGCCUGCUUCUGCAGAUUGGUCUCGGAGGCACGGUGCCCAAGCCUGCUUUCCUGGGCAGAUGGAGCCCCACACCCAACUAUGGCCCUGAGGGCCCUGCCCUGUUUUCUGCCCCAGACAACCCCAUCUGCUGGGUGAGGCAGGCUGCCCCCACUUCCUACCCCCUGCUUAUUUCUGGGCCAGCUACCCUGGGGUCCCCUCCCCACUGCUGUGCACACAGGACUCUGACCCUGGGCCACGUCUAGGGCACUAAGGCAGGUUCCGUGCCAGAGUCUGGGGCCGCCCAGGGGGCCUGGUGCUGGCCACGUGGGCGCAUUACAAGAUCCUCCCUGGAGAGAGAUGGGCCACCCACCCACCUGCUCCCAGGGAGGGGCUGUGCUGUACCUUCUGUCUUUGUAUUAUAAAUACAGAUUUUUAUACCUCA